Cavenderia fasciculata is the source of this 660-nucleotide messenger RNA. RefSeq lists its product as uncharacterized. The record is from RefSeq and is a predicted model, not a curated record. The coding region runs from base 1 to 660 and encodes 219 amino acids. Lineage: Eukaryota; Evosea; Eumycetozoa; Acytosteliales; Cavenderiaceae. The transcript is spliced from 3 exons.
AUGAAUAAAUUUCAAUAUCAAGUUGGAUCGAUGAUGUCAUCAUCAAUAUAUACAUCACUAUCACUAUCACCAUCGCCAUCACCGCCACCACUAAUUAGAUAUCAUACUAAAACGAUUAGAGGAAAUGUUGAACAAUAUACAAAACAGUACCGUUGUUUCUCUGAAAGAUUCCCACCCGAUCUAGGUCGACUCUUGAGUGAACAAGAGUAUGUCACCAUCAUAAGAUCUUACAAUCAGACUCUAGGCUUACGGAUGGACCCAAAUCACUUUGUCAGAGUAGGGCUAGCCAUUCUGAUUGUGUCUGCCGUCUUGUUCGCCCUCUUUCCAUCUCUCAAUUCUGACGUUGUCAUUGCUUAUGGAGGAGCCGUUUUAGUAUUUUUUAUGGUUUAUAUGAUGGCUUGCAUGUUUGUUCAUGAAGCCAAAAGGAAAAGAGGGAUCCGUGAGUUGAAUGAAGAAUACACGAUGAUGUUUGCACAUCGAUGUGUAUCAUUUCAACUAGAAAUUGAUCGUUUUGGGGGUCUAUACCUACUUGCAAUUCGGUAUCCUUUAGAAUCAUCAUCAUCGUCAUACUCUGACGUGAAUGAAAGUAAUAAUAAUAAUAAUAAUUACAAUAAUCAAGAUAUCAUUAUUGAAAUUUCAAACCAAAGAUUAAUGGAGUAA